ACCCGCCCCGAGGCCGCCCUGCCCGGAGCUCGGGCGGGGUGCGCUUCAGUCGGGAAGCCGGGUAAGAGUUGGAAUCUCUGAGAGAAUACCCACUGGCUGCCUUUCCCAGCAUUCAAGGCCGCACCAUGCUCAUCCUUCGAAGUGGUCUGACUAAGGCCCUGGCCGCGCGGACACUCGCGCCUCAGGUAUGCUCAUCUUUUGCUACAGGCCCCAGGCAGUAUGAUGGAACAUUCUAUGAAUUUCGUACCUAUUGCCUUAAACCCUCAAAGAUGAAUGAAUUCCUGAAAAAUUUUACAGAACAUAUUCAUCUUCGUACAGCUCACUCUGAAUUGAUUGGAUACUGGAGUGUAGACUUUGGAGGCAGAAUGAACAAAGUGUUCGGUAUUUGGAAGUAUGGUACGAGUCAUCAACUUAAGCAUGCAGUACAUAUUUUCAUUCUGUCAGUUGUUAUGUGAAACGUAGUUCUUUGAUCUGUAUUACUAUAAUCAGACACAGGUUACAUAAAACUUUUAACCAUUAAUGAAAAACUUGUUAAACUGGAAAUAACCCUCCCAGUUGUACAUAUCUGCCAGUCCACUGCUGGAACCUUUGUCACAAGGGAAUGUGAUGUUGGGAAAAAAUGACAUUUCAAAUCAUAAAAUUGUGAACUGGACUUUAAUUCUCAGAAAAAAUAUUACAGUACUUAUUACAUAGAUGGUAUGUGGAAAAAAAUGUUUUACAAAAAUUUUAGCAAGCAAUUCUCUGAAUCUUCCCACCCUUACUCAAGAGUAUACUGUAACCUACAAUAAAACUUCAUUUCCAGAUUAAAAAAAAAUUAAAGCAUAAUUUACAAGAACCCGAG
Molecule: messenger RNA, 841 nt
Organism: Talpa occidentalis (Iberian mole)
Lineage: Eukaryota; Metazoa; Chordata; Mammalia; Eulipotyphla; Talpidae
Product: protein NipSnap homolog 3A-like
Exons: 2
Coding region: 126-455 (109 amino acids)
Cellular component (GO): mitochondrion
Source: RefSeq, a predicted model, not a curated record